Molecule: messenger RNA, 747 nt
Organism: Emericellopsis cladophorae
Lineage: Eukaryota; Fungi; Ascomycota; Sordariomycetes; Hypocreales; Bionectriaceae
Exons: 1
Coding region: 1-747 (248 amino acids)
Biological process (GO): peptidyl-proline hydroxylation to 4-hydroxy-L-proline
Cellular component (GO): endoplasmic reticulum
Molecular function (GO): procollagen-proline 4-dioxygenase activity; iron ion binding; L-ascorbic acid binding
Source: RefSeq, a predicted model, not a curated record
AUGGCCGACAAACAAGAAUUCCUUCCAGCCCCACCAGCAGCACCUCUCACCGUUAAUCACAUCGACUGGCGCUCCACCGCUAUCCCAGAAUACAACGGUCGGCUCGCGUGCACGAUUGACGGCGUCCUCACUCCAUCUGAAUGUGACGGAUUGCUGAAAUUGGCCGAGUCCAGCGUCCAAGCCGACAAGCCAUGGCAACCAGCCCUCAUCGGCCUGACGCCCGGAACGCAGAUUGCGUCGCGCCCAGGGUACCGUGAGAGCGACCGCAUCAUAUGGUGUGAUCAGACCGUCACCAACAAAAUCUGGGCAAGAUGCAUGUUGGUUGACGGACUCGAGGCGCUGUUCGCCACGGUGCCCCAGCAAUACGGCAAGGUGAGGCAAGGCGAGUGGAGGUUCGAGCGACCCAACGAGCGCAUGAGCUUCCUGCGCUACGGCCGUGGCCAGUACUUCAAGCCACACUGCGACGGGCCGUACUACUACGACGCCGACGACACCGAGUACCAGACGCAUUACACGCUGCAGCUCUACCUCUGUGAGUCUCGCGCGGACUCGCCGGAGGGUGUCCUGGGCGGCGCUACGUCUUUCCUUGCCAAAGACAAGAAACGCCGCGUGGACGUACACCCCAAAGCUGGUCGCGUGCUCAUCUUCCAGCACGAAGGCCUCCUGCACGAAGGCGCCGAGGUGAGAGAGGGUAUCAAGUACACCAUGCGGACCGACGUCCUGUACAAGUGGAUCCGAGACCAAUAG